AUGACCGCCAAAAGCUCCACAGAAACCACCAAAAACCCCACGGAAACCACCAGGAGCUCCGCGAAGACUGCCAAAAAGAUCCCAAAGACCACCGACCGGCAUCUCAAGGCCACCAAAGACCUCGUGGCCAACCAGGAGGUCCCAGUGGCCACCCCGUGGCCGGCCGUGCCCCGUUGCAAGCCCUUGAGGCACGCCUACGAGAAGGAGAUCGUGCUCUACGCCUACUUCGAAGGGUUGGACUACGUCAGCACCGAGUGCGUCUACGCCCCCCACGCCUACCGCGGCCACGCGCGGAACCUUCUCAAAGAUUUGGAAGCCACCAGGCCCAGUACGGUGGCCGCUUUGGGUCAUUCGGGUCGACGGUUAGCGGUGGCUACGGAGGUGGCCACCAAAACGUUGGGGGCGUGCGGACGUUGCGGCUUUGCCGCUAGUCAACCGCUCUGCAAGACGUGCGUCCUCCUGGCUUCGCUCGAGCGUGGGCUACCUAGGUUGGGGUUGGGCAAGCGGUCGCUGGAGUUGGCUAGCGGUAGCGGCGGCUACCGAGAU
Molecule: messenger RNA, 546 nt
Organism: Balearica regulorum gibbericeps (East African grey crowned-crane)
Lineage: Eukaryota; Metazoa; Chordata; Aves; Gruiformes; Gruidae
Source: RefSeq, a predicted model, not a curated record